AUGGCGUGCCUGCGUCCAGGGGCAUGGCUUGCGCCGUUGUGCCUGGUGCUCUUUGCACAUCUUGCUGUCCACUCCCUGGUCCUGGCUCAGGACUGCCCGACGGUCGCACCUUGCUUGGCUCAUCAACUGCCUCAGUAUAGCACAGCGGGCUGCCCAUCGUGCAGCAUGUCCAGCAAAACCCACUGCGGAUGUGAGACCCAUGCCAAUUCCACCAACAUCCAAGUGUGCGGAGCCGAUGGGCUCACGUACGACUCAAUUUGCCUGGCCCACUGCGCUGGCGUCGCCUACACCAGAGGCGCGUGCCUUCCUGGCAGUCCUGGAGUGGCUUCCUGCACCAAGAGUAGUGAAUUCUACCUGCUCUGUGAGCGCUCCAACGGCUUGCCGGUUUGUUACAACGGCACUCUGUACCAGAAUGAACAAUGCGCCUGGUGCGCGUUGAAUCGAACCCGCAUCCACACCACCUUGCCCGUGAACGGCGCUUGCCCCACCGGCGGUGACGGCAGUGGUGAAGCCUCCACCGCGAGUCCCUGCAUUUGUCCUGAAAACUACCAGCCGGUAUGUGGCAGUGACCUCCACACCUACGGCAACGCCUGCCAAGCCCGCUGCCACGGCGCAACGGUCCUCUACGAUAGCCCGUGCUCGGGCAUUCAAACCUGCGCCGAUCCAGAAACCACCGCCGCCAAAUACUGCAUGGCCCGCAACGCCCCUCGGGAGCUCGUCUGUGGCGAUGACGGCCGCCAGUACUACAAUACGUACUGCGCUGAAUGCAACGGUGUGCUUGCCAGCUACGGAGGCUACUGCGCUACCGGUGCUGUCGUGGACGUCCCUGCUUCCUCCUGUACGGCAGACCUGUUUCAAACCCGCUGCAACAGCUGCCCUUAUCCGGACUCACAACUCUGCCAAACAGUUUGCGUUGAUAACAUGCUUCAAUAUUCCAAUGUCUAUUGCGCGCAGUGUGCCGGUCACUCUGACUUCACCAUUGGCACCUGCCACCAGCAAUCCGAGCCCAGCGUCGUCAUCUCCUCCUGUCUUGCCAAUACCACGGGCAUCGCUGCUCUCUACACCGUUGCUUGUCAUGAGCGUGACGAGGAUCUGGUCUGCAGCCGCGGCGCUACCUACCGCAACAGAGCCUGCGCCAUUUGCAACGGCCUAGCCCAGUCAGAGAUUACCGCGGGCGAGUGCGACAUUGGAUUUGACUUUGUCGGCAACUGCACCCAUGAUUCACAGGAUCACGGCUGUACCUUCUUUGACUUUGACCCCGUCUGCGGCCUAGACACGGAUGUCACGUACAAAAACUUCCAAUGCGCCCAGUGCAACGGCGUUCGAGACUUUGUGACUGGACCUUGCAAUGCCACCAUCGACUACCAACCCUGCGACUCGGUCGAAUGUCCUAGCAACGCCGAGUGCACGCGCACGGUCGCUGAUUGCGACUUUGGCCAGGCCGACAGCUUUUGCGGGUGGACGCGCUCCAACGUGGCUAUCAGCAAUGACCCAACCCUGUCAGACGUCACCGUCUCGGAUGACAAUCAGUUUGCCGAAAUCAAGGCUGGUCAGCACGGCACCCUCGUCAGUCCCUGGAUGCCCACCAUCCUUUUCGGCUACAACUGCGUCCUAAACAUGUAUGUCUGGACCUCGGACGCCAGCGACACCCAGUUUGCCACACACAUCGUCAACUCGACUGGGCUUGAAGAAAGCGAUACCUGGAUCGGCCAGCUCGUGUCUCAACGCUGGCAGCUGGUUCGCGUCCCCAUCCGCUCCGUCGACACCAAUGUCACGGUGCGAAUUGAAGCCACAGCCCCCACUUCGGGUCGCAUUGCCCUGGACAACAUCGAGCUCGCCUGCGGUGAAGCCACCGAGGGUGAAUGUGCCUGCCUACCCGGUUACAUGGACGUCAACAACGCAACCGAGGCGGUCCAGUGCGUUGUCGACUCGGAUGAGAUUGCGCCCACUGACCAGCCCCCCGUCGUCGGUGUCGACACUUGCACAACCGAUGGAGUAUACGCGGACUAUUGUCAUAGUCGGGAUCAGAGUCUGGUCUGUGGCGUCAACUAUGCAUCACCGGCAACAAACAACCUGACCUUGUACAAGAACGAGUAUUGUGCUGCCUGCAAUGGUGUCGACCGCUUUUCCAUGGGACUCUGCUCAGAGCCGCCAAUCUCUCCCACGGAGCCCCCUGUCCAGACCUGCACGGCUGAAGGCUUGGCCAAGUUGGCCUCUCCGACCGAGCGCGCCCGGCUCAACGAAUCCUGCCUCAACGAAGACCUCACUCGCUAUGUUUGUUAUGAUGGAGUUACGUACAAGAAUGAGAUUUGCCUGUACUGCUCGGUAGCUAAUUUCUCGUUCAGUCACGCAACCUCGGGCGCUUGCGGCACCAUCCCCUCGGCCACGGAGCAAAUUUACAAGUCCUGCGCAUUAAACAUGUCUGCUCACCCCGAGCUCGCCACCUAUGAAGCGGGCUGUCUCAACAGUGCCGAUUCAACCAACAGCUACGUCUGUGCCAACGACCGAACUUAUGCCAAUCGCAAUUGUGCCAUUUGCAGUGGCUAUGGCCCGGCUGCCAUCUCUGCGGGUCCAUGCAGUGGCUUGCCAGAAAACAGCAUUUCCACCUGUGCGGAUGGGUCCAUCGAAGCAUGCCGCUGGUUUGAAAACGCAUUCGUCUGUGGCGUACAAUCGGACGGCUCCCUGGCCACCUUUAUGAACCCAUCCUGCGCCCGUUGCAACGGUGUGAGCGAGUACACGACCGGGACUUGUGCCGAUCCAGAGCCAGCACAGCCCUGUGACGCUGUCCAAUGUGCGGCUCAUGCAACCUGCAAGCUGACCAUCGCCGAUGCCGACUUUGAAUCGGGACUUGGCGGCUGGGACAACUCCGAGGGUGACGACUUGACUUGGUAUAUCGGAUCAUCGACUCCAUCUGCGGAGACUGGUCCGGCCUUGGACCACACAUACUAUCCCGAGUCUUGCAUUUUGAAUACGACUCAAACGCGCCAGUGCCCGGUCGCGACAUCCGCACCCCGUGGCCACUUUGCCUACAUUGAGGCCUCUGGCUUGCCGCGAGGCCCUCUCUCCACGGCUUACCUGUUGAGCCCCAUGGUCAAUCCAGCAAACGAGGGCUACCGUUGCCGCCUCAACUUUUGGUAUCACACCUUCGGUCGCGACAUCAAGUACCUGGCAGUGGAUAUGAAGCGCAAUCCCGAAACUGUUGUUGAGCAGUUUGAAACGCUAUGGCAGUAUGAACCGAGCACUCCCGGGGAAUCUUCGUUUGAUGUCUGGCGCCAACACAGCAUCACACUUGCUCCAGACAGUGCCUACGAUGACAGCAUCGUGCAGCUGCGCUUCCACGCUGGCGUGACUGGGCCCGAAGCCGAUAUCGCGAUUGAUGAUGUCGCUUUGGUGUGCGAUGACGAUUUUGUUGGCAGUUGCGUUUGUGAUCCGGGUUACUCCGGCGAUGGUGAAACCUACUGCAUUGCAGAUCCCAAUGAGUACCCUGCUUCAACCCUUCCGCCUACUGCCCCUGUCAAAACCUGCCCAAGCAAUGCCAACUUUUUGACAGCCCUGCUAUGUCGGCAAAACGCUGUCAGCCUGCCUGAUGUGUGCGAUGAAGCCACUGACACGAGCUACGCCAGCGCCUAUUGCGCUCAUUGCAACGGAGUCACUGAGUUCCGUCGCGGCCGCUGCGAUCAGUUGGAACCCGGCGUUGACAUUAUCACCACUUGUCCCCGUGAUGCCUCGCCGAUCUACACCCAGCUUUGCUACACAAUGCCCCUGGAGAUCACAUGCUAUAAUGGACAGAACUAUGCAAACCCACAGUGCGCGGUGUGCAACGGGGCCUCUGUUAAUGAGGUCAACAACCCGCGUGAAUGUGGCGUCAACUCUACAUAUGAAACAUGCUCAACCGAAAACGGCCACGACGACUCGCUGGUCCUCCUCUGCAGCUUCUCAGCCCUGGACCCGGUCUGCGCCAAUGGCACCCACACUGUCCGCAGCUUGCCAUGCGCCGAGUGUCUGGGCUAUGGAUCUGACGUCAUCAUUGGGGGUGUGUGUGGGCAGCCUGCUUACCACGAGUCGUGUGCCGACCUCGUGUGCCCGGCCCACUCGAGCUGCGCCCGGACCGUGGCUGACUGCAAUUUUGAAGGAGAAGAUGGCACACCCAAGCUGUGUGGCUGGACCAACGAUAUUUCCGCUGAUGACUUUGACUGGAAGCUAGGAUCCAACGGCACGUAUACUGCUGGUACCGGACCUUCCGUGGAUCACACCUACGGCACUGCUGAGGGACACUUCAUGUACAUUGACGCAUCUGGUCAGCAGUCAAACCACUUUGCCCAGCUCACGUCACCCAAGUUCAACAUUAGCGAACUUGGCUCCGCUUGUCAUUUGAGCUUUUACUACCAUAUGCUGGGCCAAAACGUUGAGAACUUGACGCUUGAGAUACAAGGAGCUGGGGACAGCGAUUUUGUCCCUGUAUGGGUUGCGGUUGCCCCUGUUGACUCGGCCGAGCCCAGCAUUUACGACCGUUGGCGUCAUGGCCAACACUGGCUCACAAACUAUGAGGACAUGAUCCAACUGCGCUUCAAAGGCUUCCGCGGCGACGGUGUACAGGGUGACAUUGGUCUUGAUGACAUUGAGGUCGUCUGUGACGCUGAGGACUUUGGUGACUGCAAGUGCGAUGCAGGCUACAGCCUCGAUGCCACCGGGGCGUGCACUGCUGAUCUCACAACAGCUUUGGGUGAAGAUGCGCGAUUCACCAACCUCACAUAUCUAAUCACAACGGCGGAUAUCGCGAGCAACUUUGAUGGCAAUGGUCCAUUCAUUGGUGUACUUCCCACGGAUGACGGUCUUCACCCUAUGAUGCCCUUCUUCCUCAAUUUGAGCUCGUACAACCGAACGCUGUUUGUGGCCACGGUCCGGGCGCUGGUGAAUCGUCAUCUGAUCCUCUCCAACGAAACGUUCCAAGACCAUGCUACAUUUGCUACCUUGGAUGGCACCCAUGUUAGCGUGGCGCCGGGCAGUCAAGGCCAGUUUGUGGUUACAACUCAUCCGAAAGGUCAUGGGUCUGCAAGCACAGGACGUGCUGAUGAGAAGCCGUUCCUGGUCAACGCUGACGGGGCCUUUUAUGCGUUGUCGGCCCCAUUGAUCAACGACCUGUUUGCCCCAAUCCCAGGGACCCUCGCGCAUUGCCAUUGUGUAGUUGGCGAAUGUUACGUUUACGUCCAGCCAAAGGCGCAGUGCACCAGCACAUUUGCCGAGAUCUACUGUCCUGAAACGUUUUGUUCUGGGGAGCCAGCUUCUUGGAGCACCUCCUCCACAACAAUGGCCCCUGCACCUCAGCUUACCAAUGUGACCAUGUAUUUUGAUGCAUCCUACGACGACUAUCUCCCCUCAGAACAAAGCAUACUUGCUUUUAAAGCAGCAGUGCGUUAUCAGGCAGAGUCGUUUGUACCACGUUACUCCAUCGUUCGAGUGUUCGUGGCACCGGGCAGCAUCCAGGUCACUGUGGAGCUGAAUUCUGCAGACUCUGCGACUGCUCUGUUCAACAGCAUUCAAGCAGGGAACUUUGUGCACCACAUCAUCUACCACAUCAUCCCCCGACGCGACAACGGCUGCAACCACCACCACAUCAUCUACCACAUUAUCUCCGGCCACGACAACGGCUGCAACCACCACCACAUCAUCUACCACAUUAUCUCCGGCCACGACAACGGCUGCAACCACCACCACAUCAUCUACCACAUCAUCUCCCGCCACGACAACAGCUGCAACCACCACCACAUCAUCUACCACAUCAUCCCCCGACGCGACAACGGCUGCAACCACCACCACAUCAUCUACCACAUUAUCUCCGGCCACGACAACGGCUGCAACCACCACCACAUCAUCUACCACAUUAUCUCCGGCCACGACAACGGCUGCAACCACCACCACAUCAUCUACCACAUUAUCUCCGGCCACGACAACGGCUGCAACCACCACCAUAUCGUCUACCACAUCAGCUCUCGGCACGACAACGGCUGCGACCGCCAUAACCACGACAGUUGCGGACAGCACAACUUCAUGGGUGAGUACUACUGCUUCUGGCACGACGACUGCAUCACACACCACACUAGGUACUACGAGCGCGACACAAGCGCUCAGCUCAACGGCCACUACGCCCGGCGCAUCUACUACUACAAAGAUCACCACCACGCCCGGCACAUAUACUACAAAAGUCACCACCACGCCCGGCGCAUCUACUACUACAAAGAUCACCACCACGCCCGGCGCAUCCACUGCCAAUCCGAGCUCAGUCACCACGACGCCCGACGCAUCCACUGCCAACCCCAGCUCAGUCACUACGACGCCCGACGCAUCCACUGCCAACCCCGGCUCGUCCACUCCUGGCUCUGCGGAUCAACGACUACGGCCUCGGCGAAAUCGACGCCGUCAAGUGACGCAUCAACCUCAUCGGCCAUUGCACCUGAGCCAGUCACCAACUCACCCUCCACCGGCAAAUCAAACGAUGGCGGGAAGAAGCGUAGCGUUGUCAUUGCGGCUGUCGUGGGUUCUCUAGUGGUGUUUGCCAUUGUUGCUGUGCUCGCUGCCUUGUAUGCACGUCGUCGACGAGCCGGCGCGGUGGAUCUUAUGUCUAACCAGUUUAAUGGCGAGUAUGCCAACCCGACCUUUAAUACAAACUCGUCAGUCCUCGCCUUUGACAAUCCCUACUACGGCGAGCAGCCAGAGGACGAUGUUUUGUAAGCAAGGGUCUACAAUGGGAUCCAUGGUUCCACGAGCCAAUUUGUUGAUUG
Molecule: messenger RNA, 6779 nt
Organism: Monosiga brevicollis MX1
Lineage: Eukaryota; Choanoflagellata; Craspedida; Salpingoecidae
Exons: 17
Coding region: 1-6729 (2242 amino acids)
Cellular component (GO): membrane
Molecular function (GO): protein binding
Source: RefSeq, a predicted model, not a curated record